CCUCAUAUUAAGUUUAAGAAUCUGCUAAUCUACCUGGUGAUCUACACUCGAGAUGCAUAACUCGUUCAAUACCCUAUCUCAACGCAUGAGUGGUUUCAGUGCUGGCUCCUGCCGUCAUGACAAUAAGUCAAGCAUGCCUGCCAAUGAUCGAUACAUAGACCCUCCACCACCACCGCUGCCACCUCGAAUCCCAAGAACGGAAGACGGCCGACCAUCGAUCUCAUUGCCUGUUCCAGGCACUUUCGUGGACUUCUGCAAGAGUGGAAAAUCAUCGAGGAAUACCGUGGUUAGGGAGAAUAUCUCGUCUUCGGAUACCAAGUCUUCUAGGAAAUAUUCCGGAAAGGAGUCCGAGAUGCCCCUCUCAUGUCAUCCCCCAUUCGAGCCAUCUUGGAUUGAGAUCCAGCCGCUGACCAAGCAUACUAUCAAGACUAAACUAUGCUUCGAACCUGAUGUCAGGCAUAUCAGUACGGAUAUACCGAGUCUAUCAGAGCGUGAGUGGUGCAAGAGGCCACCCCGAGCGCAUUCAGCCCAUCCAAGUCGGAUGGAUUUUCUGGUACCACCAGCUGCCUCUGAUGCUCACGUACGCAGUUAUAGACCCCACAGUAUGUUAUCCACGCUGGACAACACCAAGACCAAGACCGUAGCCAGUUCCUCAGAACGACUUAACGUACCGCGACAGACACAUCGCCGUAUGGAGAAGGCUCGAGAGUCGCCUAGGCCAUCGAGACCACUAGCAAUUGAUAGUUUUCGCGAGCGAAAGCGAUACUCUGAAGUCGGCAGUCCUCGCCGCAAUUACAUUCCCUACCCUUCUGCCCUCCAACAGCGAUGGGCGAACAGGAGUUCACCAAAGGUCAUCUUGGCUGACAGUUCACUUCAACUCAAGUCUCUGGCUGAGCUUAAUAUUGAGGUUGAUGAGGUCAUGAGCUUGUACACUACACCAGCCAAGAAGUUUUGA
This is a messenger RNA of Aureobasidium subglaciale EXF-2481, 955 nucleotides long. RefSeq lists its product as uncharacterized. Bases 53 to 955 code for a protein of 300 amino acids. The transcript has a single exon. The record is from RefSeq and is a predicted model, not a curated record. NCBI's taxonomy places the organism in Eukaryota, Fungi, Ascomycota, Dothideomycetes, Dothideales, Saccotheciaceae.